Trichobilharzia regenti is the source of this 488-nucleotide messenger RNA. The record is from the annotation of a GenBank genome assembly. Lineage: Eukaryota; Metazoa; Platyhelminthes; Trematoda; Strigeidida; Schistosomatidae.
CAGAAAAGAUUAUCAACCACGGAUACAUAUAUUCACUGACUAAUACAGGAAUGACUAUAUUUCGUUUCAUUUCUUUUUGCAUAUUUCAGGAACGUGAACUGGAAGCUGUUUAUAUGAUACUCUUAUCUAGUCAAACAACGAUUCUAAUGAAGAGUCUUUCAUUGGAUAUCUUGAACACGCCAGUUAUUCAAAAUUGUGGUUCUGAUGUUGUUCAGACAAAGCCGUUCGGUCAAUUGUUCUAUCGGAUUCUUAUUUCUUUGGCCGAGUUCCCGAAAUGGAAAGAUCUAAUAUUUUAUGCACUGGAAACAAACAAAGAAGGCGUUAGCAAGUUCUAUCCAACUGGGAAAUUCGGUGACAAUGAAAAUGCUGUAUUGAAUGAUCGUGCAAGAUUUGUUUCAAAGCAAAGCCUGUUGAGUGGAUUAUUUCCAAAUGUCUUUCGUACAUUUCAAAAGCAGACACUCAAUGUAUCAACAGUAAUAGUGAGUUAA